This is a messenger RNA of Rhagoletis zephyria (snowberry fruit fly), 2288 nucleotides long. Its product is annotated as protein bunched, class 2/F/G isoform-like. Gene Ontology annotation, biological process: cilium assembly. Gene Ontology annotation, cellular component: ciliary transition zone. The record is from RefSeq and is a predicted model, not a curated record. NCBI's taxonomy places the organism in Eukaryota, Metazoa, Arthropoda, Insecta, Diptera, Tephritidae.
AAUUGAAGAAACGAAAUGGGCUAACAAAAAUUCUAAAAACAACAACCACUCAACUAACAAAGUGCGCCACAAGUUAGCUAGAAGAAAUUCUAAAUUCUUGAAACGUAUCACAGCAGCAGUUGCUUAUUUGCUCGAAAAGUUGCAAAAAAUCGUUGGCUAAACGAAAUAAAAACAAACGACCAUAAACCACAACAACAAUUACCUUAGCCAAUUUCCCAACCACCAGUGUAGCCCACAAACCAAAGCAAUUGCAAGCAAAACGCAAGCGCCAAUCCAUUUCCGUGUAGGCUGAAGCACACGGCUGGCUGCAAUAGUCAGAACUGCUGAAAGAUGGAAGCCACCCCGAAGGUGCAUCGUCAUCGUCACCGACGUUCGGAUUCGCGUCAUCAUCGGCACGAGCGUCAGAGCAGCAACAGUAAUAGCAAUGGCCAGCAGCAGCAGCAGCAGCAGCAGCAGCUCAGACAGAGCAGAAACAUUACUACAACAAUCACACCAACAACAGCAACAACGACAGCGACAACAACUCUUGCAGCGGAUGCGGUAACGACGAUACCAACGCACAAUGCACAACCCAGCAACCAGCAGCUACAACAAUCGCCAACAUCACAACAGCUAACGCAUUCAAACGCAAUUCACUCGCCAGUGCGUGAGCGUCGUGGUCAGGCGCGGACAACAGCAGCCAGUUCGCAGAGCGUGCCAGUGGGAAAUACCGCGACCGCGACCGCCACCGGAACCACCACCACCAUCGCUGGAACUGAGGCACAAACUUCAAUUACAAUUGAAAUUCCCACAGCGCUCACACAAUUCGCGGAUGAGCGGGAUGCAGAAGAUAGCCUGAGCGGCGGCGAUGGCGGCAUGGAUGGCAACUGCGCUGGCAUCAGUGUCACCACAGUGCAUGAGCGACGUGCGAUUUCCUCAGAAGCAGGGGAUCCGUUAGCCGCCACUUCUGUGAGCCAGUCGUCGACCAUAUCGCAGCCUACAGUUUUGCUUGUAAAUGGUCAUUCUCCGCCGCCGCAGGAGGGUGACGACGGCGACGAUUUUACGCAGGCGUCCAAAGCGAUGACGGUGUGUGGUUCGAGCACAGACGUUGGCGUUGCUGGCGCGAAGGAAGAAGCCAGUACACAGUUAGAGUCGCCUACAGCAGCAAAUCCUAAUGGAGGUGGUGGCGGCGGUGGCAGCAGUCGCAACUCAUCCGGUGAUGCACUUAGCCUACGCGAAACGCUACAGCAGCUACCUCCUACACUAACACACGGUCAUCGUCAUCGACGCACACAUUCACCACAGUCGCCGGCGAGACGGACGCAGGAAGUGGACGCCUCGUUUCAUCGCGGCAUUUUGGGUUUCAUGGAUCGUGAAUUGAAGCACAGCUCACCAACGCCGUCAGCGCUGAGUGUUGGUAGUGGUAGCGCAGCAAGCGGUGGCGGUGGUGGGGGCGGUAGCGGUACAGUGCGUAAGUUGCAGUCAUUAUCCGAUCCACAGGCGAGUCCCGCACAACGGUCGGUACGUUCACGCAGCAGUUUGGAGAAGAGUCCACGUCGCAAGCGUAGCAAAUCGGAGUCGCGUAGGCGGCGCGAACGUAAACUUAUCGCCGCUGGUGAAAUGGAAGUGCGACAAGCAAACGAAACUUUAAUGCGAUAUUUGAAGCAGUGUUCAGAGAUGAAUGACGCCUCACUGUCGGGCGAGUUGGAAAUCGAUCAGAACUUCGAUGAACGACGGGUGCAUAGGAAGACAAAAUCGCAACGGGAUAAGCGUGGGCAUUUGAUAAGCAAACUUUACUCUGCUGGUGGCCUCUCUUCCAUAUUACGCGAGCUUUCCGAUGACAUUAUUCCCGCAGAUGGUGAGGAAAUCUACAAUCCAUUCACACCGGUUGUCUCCCCCACCGAGGAGGAUACGCCCGCACACAUUGACAAAAUGUUCCUGCAGACGUCAUCGGGAUAUCGACCAGUUGAGCACUGCUACUAUAAACAUUCGUUUGUAGGCGUAGGGGCUGGUGGCAGCAGCGGUGGUGGAGGCGGUAGCAGUGGUAGCGGAAUAGCUGGCGGUGCAGGUGGCACUGGUGGCGGUGGUAGUGGGCGCUAUGGCAUAGUUGGUGGUACACAUCGAUUGUCAGUCGCGGGCGGCAGCUUGGCUGGUGGUAUGGAACAUGCGGGCAUGUUGCGGGCGAGCGGUAGUUUUGGCGAUACGCGUUGCCUACUCGAUGCCGAGUGUGGAAGGUGAGUAGCGGUUGGUUUUGAAAAAAAGAACAAAACCGCGGCGGUUGUUAUAAGACAUAUUGUGUGGGUGUCAAA